ACUACCUAUUUACCUAUCUGUCUACCGAUUUACCUUUCUACUUACGUAUCUACUAUCAAUCUUUAUCUUCUUAUUAGUCCACUCAUCUAUCCAUGCAUACUUAUCUGCCUGAGUCCACUAACUGGUGUCCUCCUUCCCCGGCGUGGCGGCGCAGGCACUGGACCGGGACCCGCCGCACGGGAGGGGCGAGUGGCGGCUGUGGGUGGAGGUGCGGGACGGCCAAGGAAGCGGGGAGGAACAGGAACCCCCGUACUGCCCCAUCCAUUCUCCCCAUCCCACCUCCACCGCCAGGCGUCUUGGGGCCACCAGGACCCCGAAAGAGAUAUCACUCCCACCCAAGCCUGGCCCCAGUACCUCCGAAGCGGUGCACGGGGCACGGGAGGCCAGCUGAGGGGGGAAGGAAAGAACGCCAGGUGUCAGCUCAUAGGGAGCAUCACAGCAUCGCGUCAGCCACAAGUGAGGGGCGGCUCUUCCCACAGCACAUGCAUAAAGGAUGGGCACAGAGAGGACUCGUUACGGAGCGAACCAGAGACAAAACUGAAGUGAGUGUGAGUGUGGGCGCGGGCCUAAUGGAGUUGGGCAUCCAGAAGGCUGCUAGUGGGGAGGGCAGGACCAGCAAAAGAGAGGCUGCGGGAUGUCUUUCAGAGCAACAGGAAGUGAAGGCAAAGAGGAUAUUGAUUCCCACGCCGCAGGGAAACAACUUGAAUGAAGACAUCGCGCCGUCCAGACGCCGUGACGGGGAUGUAUCUGCCGUCACGUCCCAGUUCCUGAGGCGGCGGGGCGGCGAAGAUGCGGGCGCCAUGGGGGGUGUGCAGUAUCGGGACAGGCUAUCCUUCCCGGCCUCGUACCCUGGAGUGACGGCGACGGCUCGCGGCUCCCCGCCAGGCCAUCCAUCACCACAGACAGCAAUCACAGCCGCCGCGGGCCGCCGGGAGCGUAGGAAACAAAACUGGAAAACUUGGAGACACAACUUGCAUUUACAUGUGAAGGACAAAUCAGAAUCCACUUCGCAAUUCCCUCUCGGCACCAAAAACAAGAGCGUGACAGGCUGGCAUGACCCUCUCGCUCAGGCAGCGCGGAACGACCACCUGGGAACGCCCGCUCAUGACUUUCAGAUGAGGAACGUGAGCGCCUCCAGGAAGCUACGCCUCCCGAGAUUUCUAGGCCGCGGCGCUCACGUGGAAGUGCCGCCACCAGAUCAACCACAAGGAAAUCCUCUCCAGGGAAGUGGACGAGGAAAGCGGCAGCUACGCGAGGGUCCGGGAGAGGCUCGCUGCGCCGUGAACACUGUGCCGCUGAGUGCAGCCGCGAACGCCACGCUGAGCGUUGCGAAUGGUAUUCGGCAAGACCUUUCCCCUCUCUCCUCUCAUACUGACCGCCAUCCCGACCCGCCUGGCGCAGGACCCACCGAUCACAGGGCACCUCAUGGCUCGCUUUUCGCAGGGAGCACCAAGCGAGGGUCUCUUGAGGCGAGGAAAUCUAGCAGAUUAAAGGUUAUGGAAAAGAUUCCAUCGCGCCACGGAAGGGAGGACAAGGAUGCUUCCCCCAGUGAACACAAAGCUUCUGAGGGACAAGGAGACGCUGCAGAAGAGAGGAACAUGCCCCGCACGCUCCAUCAGACUAAUCUGGAAUCUCCCGCAACCACUAACAGAAUUCUUUCGUCUGGUGGCGUCACCAUUAGCAAGGUGACGCGCGAGUCAGGCCAGGAAGCUCUCACGCCCUCGCCGCUAAAGGGAAGCAGCUGUGAGGGAGUGCAGGUGCUUGGUGGUGUUGGUGGUGGUGGUGGUGGAGGUGGCGGGGGCGAGGGGAGCAUAGUGCACGUGGUGGAUACUGUGGUGACGGUGGUGGUGAAGGACAUCAACGAUAACGCCCCGGUCUUCCCCAACACCACCAUGCUGGGCCACGUGCAGGAAAACGGGCCCGCGGGAGAGGCGGUGGUGGUGGUGUUGGCGUGGGACGCGGACGACGCUUCUGACGGGACCAACGCGCGGCUCACCUACGCCAUCCAGAAGAACGUGGUGGACGAGGGCACGGGCGCCGCCAUCUUCAGCAUGGAGUCUGCCACUGGCCUGGUGAGGACAGCGCGCUGCUGUUUGGAUCGCGAGACCACGCCCGAGUACCAGAUCCAAGUGGUGGCCUCUGACGGGGGCGGCCUGAAGGGCACGGGCACGGUGGUGAUUCGCGUGGACGACCAGAACGAUAAUUCCCCCCGCCUCGCCCGCCGCCUGUGGGAGCUGCAGGUGGAGGAGACGCCGAGCACCGCGCCCCCGCCCAACACCACCCUGCUAGAGUUGACGGCCGCUGACAGGGACGCCCACAACACCUUCCUCUACAGGGUGGUGCCGGACAGCGGCCACGGCUGGGAGAACUUCGGGGUGCGGUCUGUGGGCGCCGCGGGGCAGCUGUUUGCCUUGAGGGGCCUUGACUACGAGCUGGAGACUCACCGACGAGGCUUUCGUUUCAUGGUGCAGGUGACGGACCAGGGCCCCUGGGGGUGGGAAGACCUGCAGCACGUGGACUCUGCCUGGGUCACGGUGAGGCUGCUUGACGUGAAUGACAAUCCGCCCUUGUUCUCCCGCCCACACGCGCACGUCACUGUGAAGGAAGACGCCGCCCCUGGUACGUCGCUGGCCACACUGAGCGCUCGCGACCCUGACGCGGGCAGCCGGCAGGGCGUGGACUACAGGCUGAAGGGUGACUGGGAGGCCCUUGCUGUGGACGGGGACGGGAGCGUCAGUCUGGUGCGGCAGCUGGACCGCGAGGCCCCGGACGGCGAGGAGGGCGUGGUCUUGGUGGUGGCCGUGGACAGGGGCAGCCCACCGCUCUCCGCCACCGCCACCCUUACCAUCACCGUCACGGAUGUCAACGACUGCCCACCGCGCCUCCUGCCGCCCACCCUCCUGCACGUCACCGAGGGCAGUCCACCCACAAAGCUGGGUGUGCUCAGAGUGACCGAUCCUGACGUGUGGGAGUUGGGUCACGGGCCGCCCUUCUUUCUCUCCCUGGCGCCCACCAACACGCCCCUCGUCCUCUCCCUCAUCAGCCUUAAAUUUGACCCGCGAGUUGCUGAUCCAAAGGCAUGGCUAAGGAGUGAUCUCGGGCCACCUAUAAUUUCAAGAUCAAGAUCACGUGUCGGCAUCAGGUUGAAUCUUCGCCAUGGCUCUGUCAGGACCUUCUGGGAGACACAAAAGGGUGAUGUCCCAUGAGAAUAAUGGUCAAGUACCAUAUAAAAGACCAAGGUUAACUACAGAUGUUGGAUAUGAGAGCCAGACAACAUUGUGCUUCAGACCUCACAGCAUUAUCAGCACCUCGGGCAAGUUCCCAGGGAAACACAUCCUCAGUAGUGUUCAUGGAGAUGAUACUGUGGUACAAAAAUAAGGCUUCUGGACUCCUACUUGCUGUAACUGACUGUAAUUAAAUUAAAUUUAAUCCAACUUGAAGAUAAUUGAAAAAAAAAAUAUCGAAAGAAAAAAACAGUAUUGAGAUCUUCUGUUCUUCAAAGUGAAAUACAGCAAAACUUAUAA
Molecule: messenger RNA, 3524 nt
Organism: Scylla paramamosain (green mud crab)
Lineage: Eukaryota; Metazoa; Arthropoda; Malacostraca; Decapoda; Portunidae
Exons: 10
Coding region: 93-3206 (1037 amino acids)
Biological process (GO): calcium-dependent cell-cell adhesion; homophilic cell-cell adhesion; adherens junction organization
Cellular component (GO): catenin complex; plasma membrane; adherens junction
Molecular function (GO): cadherin binding; calcium ion binding
Source: RefSeq, a predicted model, not a curated record